AUGAACCAGCAGAGCAAUCAAUCAAUUCAUAAAGAUCUCAAAAAUAGUAAAGAAGCCUAUGACCCUGGCUGGAGCCAGCAACUACCUAGCAUGAAGCAAAGCCAUUCUAAAGAUAGCUCAUCAACAGGAAAGCCUAUUGACAGAGUUACAUGCCAGAGUAAAACAAACCUACCAGAGAAGAAUUUGGAAGACCUAUUAAAGGAUAUUCUCCACCAAAUCCUCAAGAAAGGCCAGCAGAAAGAUAAUAAAUCUACAAGACCAAAUACUGUAGUGGGGAUUCCAGUAUCAUAUUAG
Molecule: messenger RNA, 294 nt
Organism: Coccidioides immitis RS
Lineage: Eukaryota; Fungi; Ascomycota; Eurotiomycetes; Onygenales; Onygenaceae
Exons: 3
Coding region: 1-294 (97 amino acids)
Source: RefSeq, a predicted model, not a curated record